Messenger RNA from Cryphonectria parasitica EP155, 3294 nucleotides. RefSeq lists its product as uncharacterized. The record is from RefSeq and is a predicted model, not a curated record. Bases 1 to 2616 code for a protein of 871 amino acids. NCBI's taxonomy places the organism in Eukaryota, Fungi, Ascomycota, Sordariomycetes, Diaporthales, Cryphonectriaceae. The transcript has a single exon.
AUGUCUUUGACUGGUCGAAAAUCUAUCCCUCAACAGCUAGUUUUCGAUCAUCCAAACUCGGACGUCCAACAAGCUGCCUCUACCCUCAGCCGCCCUCCAGACAGUUCUUCCAGUCUCAACAAACCUCUACCGAGAUCACCACCCAUUUCACCAGUAGUAAAAUCCCCCGUCGGCUCAUCCAAGAUCAGCAACUUCUUUGGCUGGGGACAACCAUCUCCCGCCAUCACCGAUCAGCCUCGCAACAGCAGCAGCAGCAGCAGCAGCAGCAAGGAGGACUACUCCCCUAUCCCGUCGCCUACGUCACCGAGGAGGAAGGAAUCUCUCCCCGAUGAAUCUCCAGAGGCUCAAGGAAAACCCAUCCCAAUACAGUCAUACACACAACAGGGCAGUGCCCUUGUGCAUAUCGAGAAAUAUUUCCCCACCCCGCCGAAUUCCUAUUCAGCAGCCGCCAUCGUCGAGAUCGAGGAGAUGGAGGACGAGCUGAAGGCCAUCAGCGCCGAAUUGGCCUCGUCCAUUCGGCGCGAGAUGGAUCUAGAAGACCUCGUGGAGAGGUUACAGGCCGAAGUUGCCCAGGCACCUGGGAAGAGGACCAGUGAUUACUUCUCAGACUCGGGCUACAGCAAAUCCAGCGACAGCGAACAGACGUCCAAGGAGGAGAUCGCGCAGAUCCAGCGCAGGGCCGAGCAGGACAGGGCACAGCUGCGGUUAGAGCUGACCAACAAGCUCCAGGAGGAGCGCGGCCGCCGGAGCGUGCUCGACCUGCAGAUCAAGGAGCUGGCCGAGAAGGCUUCUCAGGCCGACACGGCUCAGAUGACCAGCAAGGACGCCGACGCUAGGGUCAAGGAACUGGAGAAGACCUGCGAGGAUCUCCGCCGCCGGUUGUCUGAGGAGAAGCAGGUCAAGGACAACUUCGAGGAUCUGUUCUCUGCGCUCAAGGGCGAGCUGGAGAGCGCCUCUCUGGAGCGCGACAACCUCAGGGAUGAGGUGGUCCCCCAGCUCAAGGCCCGCGUCGAAGGCCUCGAGGCGCAGCAGGCCGACAGCGAGAAGCUGGCAUACGAGACGACCAAGAUGCAGCAGGAGCUUCAGGCGCUCCGCGACACCAAGACGAAGCACGACUCUCUCGCGCGGCUCAGGUCGAGCUCCAUCACUGGACAGUCUUUCAAGCUCGGACGCCCACCGUCUGGGAUCCACACCGCCGGCCUGAGCAGGUCAAACACCGUCAAGAGCGGCCACGUCGAGUCUAGAGAGGCCCUUUCCGAGCGGCUCAAGGACGUGGAGGCCCAGCGUGAUGCUCUGCACACUGCGCUGAAGAACCUCCUCGACCGACAGGACUUCCAGAACCGGGAGAACGAGAAGAAGAUCAAGACUCUGGAGGUCGAGCGCGACCGCCUCCUCUCUGCUUCGCCACGGAAGGCUGGCUUCGAGAGGGAGGUCUCAACCCUGCGCGAAGAAGUCAGUGUGUUGCGCCGGCGGGCCGAAGAGGCCAUCGAGCAGAAGUGGCAGGUCGAGAAGGGCCUCAUAGGCCUGAAGAGCGACCUGGACCGUGCCGAGGAAGAAAUCACCUCGCUGAGGGCCCUCCUCAACGAGAAGGACAUCCUCAUCCCGGAUGCAUUCUCGCGCUACAGCAGCACCUCGGCCACAGGCAAACCUGGCGUGGCUGUUACCUCGUCGUCCCUCGAGAAGGCCUACAAGGAUCUGCAAAAGUCCUAUAUGGAGGCACUUGAUGGGAUCAAGGACCUGGAUAUCGGCGGCACCAGCGCGUCGCAGGACGAGAGGACCAGGCUUGCCAUGAAACGACUUGAGCGUUCGCUGUCCGCGGCCCUUCUUGAGCGCGACGAUGCCCGUCUCGAAGCAGCUGCUAUGCAGGAUCAGGUCGACAGCCUCCAGGAAGCUGAGAAGGCACACCUCGAGAGUGAGGGCGAUCUGGCAGACCAGCUCCGGGACUCGGCGAACCGGGUCGAGGAGCUCACGCAACAGGUCCGCUCUCAGCUGGCCAUCAACGCAUCCCUGCGCACCCGCCUCGCCGACACCCUCGCCAGAGGUGAGGCCACCCAGAAGGCGAACAAGGACCGCCUCGCUAGCAUGCAGAACCGCAUGAGGGUGCUUGAAGAGGAAGUUGUGGCGGCGCAGACAGCCGCCGAAGAGCGCGUCAACCGCCAUGAGGAGGAGCUGGCCUCGCUGCGAGAGGCAAACAACGGCAGCCUGAAGCGCCGGAGUGAGUCCAGCGGUGGACUGAGGUCCCCGCGGCUGUUCCCCCCGAAGUCGCCUAUGUCGCCGCUCCUGUCGCCCAACUCGGGCGGAAGAUUCCCCCGUAUGCUCAGCUCGCACUCGAGGAAGAGCUCCCGGGCCCGCCCGGCCAAUUCGGAGCAGCAGGAGGAGGACGACAAGCAGGUCGACGCGCUGAAGGAGCGCAUCGCUGAGCUCGAGAAGGCUCUCGUCACGGCUGAUUUCGAGAUGCAGGAGGUCGUGAGUAGGAUGAACACGGCCCAGAUCGAUGUCAUGACCCUCCAGGAGGAGCGUGAGACCGCCGCGCGCGAGACCAAGAAGCUCCAGAAACAGCUCGAGGACGAGAGGGUCAGGGCUUUCCAGGAACGAUUCAACACCAUCACGAACUAAUACCGAGAAAGAGAGAGAGUUGGCAUGAGUUGAUGGCUGUACCAACACUAAAGCAUCGUCACAUUUUUUGGAUCGUUUGCAUGAUGCAUUUACACCGGUUGAGCAUAUCAGCACGCGAUACCCCCCGAUCCCACAUCGGGACUUGCACUUUUUACUGGACCACCAGCGUCCGACACGAGGAGGCUUGCGUCCCUGUCCUGGAAAUCAGACCAGCAUCGGCGUUUUAUUAUUAUUAUUAUUAUUAUUGGCAUUGGACAUGUUUGAGCUUCUCGGGAAGCAUUGUGCGGCUCGCCCACCCUACCGCCGAAUACAUGCAUCUCUCUCUCUCUCUCUCUCUAUAUAUACCGACGGCCACGCUUUCGAAGCACCUUCCUAUCUAAUGUUUCCUGGACACAUACAAGUCUCGGCAUAUCCGCCUCUGGGCUGCUGUUGUCUACAUGCAUUCAUAGAGCACGACCUCCACCUUUUAUUUUUGGGUCUAAUACUCGCUUCUUCAAGACUAUAUUGGGGGGCUUUUAAAAGUGGGAUGGAGGGACGAAUGGGUGGAAGGACAAGCCAAAGGGGCUGGUUGGAUUAUUAAGACUGCUGGGCUCCAUAGAUUACAGCCAACCAUAACUUUAGUUAUCUUGGAAUAAUGACCAUGGCGGGCCAGUCAUUUGGCACCGCUUUGGAUAGACC